AUGACUCCCGAAUUCCCUUCCUCUUCCGACUGCGAGCCCUCCGACCCUUCUACCACACCUCACCAUUACGCUGCCCCCACCUCGAACCCCUCCUUCCUCGCCCUGAUCGAGUUGGUUCCCCAACCUCCCCCCGGCAGCUGGGCCAACCUCGUCGCAUCCCAUCCCGAGUGGUUCACGGCCUGCAAGCUUCCGCGUGAAAUCAGAAUCGACCUCGCCGGCGUGUUUGCUGGCCAAGCAACAGGAACCGGGAACGCCAGGCUACUCACUGACGUUCUCGCUCGCAUGCUCUUCCCCCACAGGUUUGAUGCGUUUGGCAGACACACGCCACUCGGCAUUGUCCCAUCAAUCACCUUUGGUUCCGCAGAGUGGCCCAGCAACAACAUGGGUCGCGCAUACGCGGCCGUCGAGAGGUACAACCGUAACAGCGUGGAGACAAAGUGCGCAACCAGGUGGAUGACGGCUCGCUGCCAGGCAGCUUGCCUCCAGGUCGUGGCAUACGCCGCGCUCGUCAUUGUCCCCACGACACUGGUCCAUUUCCUCUCCGAGGCGCUUACGCGCAUCCGCCCGUGUCCCUCAAUCUCUACGGAAGACCUCACAUCAGAGCAGCGUCUCCGCGAAGCUGCCACUCUCAUUCAGCGCGACCGUGCCUGUACUGCCAACGAGGCCGUUGCCCAGGCUGUCGGCCAGGCCGCCUUCCUCCACGAGGCCACUGGCCUCGGUUUUGGCAUGGCCAUGGCCGGUCCCAAGUUUGCUCGCACCGUCGCGCUCUCGCACCAUGUCAUCUGCGUUGAGCUCCUCCCGCGCAACGGUCACUCCGAAGCCGACUUUACGGUCGUCGUUGGGCUGAACCACCUUUUCGCCGACGACCUCUGGGACCGAAUGCCACACAACCUCGUCACCCGUGCAGUGCCCGACGACAUGGCCCGUUCAGUGGCCGAAAACAUGCCUAGCCACCCCUUGGCCCACCAUGACCAGGUUCUCAACCAUCACAGCCUCCAGCGCUUCCUGGACCUGUUCGCCGCGGCCCAAAUGUCCCUCGGCACCCAGCCAAUCUCCACCCACCAUCACCCCAACCCGCGUUUGAGCAACAUGGGUCGUAUCCAGACAUGGCUUCUCGAGGGGGCCAAUCGCCACCACCGCCAGUACCUUGCGCUGCCACCCAUUCCCAUCCAGGUUCCAGUCAUCUCUUCUGUUUCCUCGUUGUGGGCGCUGCAGGUCGCCGGCAUCGUCGUGGUCGUUGUUCCACCUGCCACGUUUGACGACCUGCUCCUCGAAAUGGUUGUCCUUGCCGGAAGUGACUACCCAGCGGGUCCUGUCGGUUGCUCAGACCACUUCCCCUACGUUCACACAGCGACCGACACCGAAGAGGAGGUGACGCCCGUCAGGCAGCAAGGCCAACCAGUCAAGCGGGACCUCUACUUGCCCACUCCUUCCACGACCGUCCCAAACAGCGCCAUCGGCCUGGGCCUGCAGAUCAAGCUCCCCGCACUUCCGCCUCCAGUUCAACCUGCUCCCUCACCUUUCACGUCCGUCUCCGAACCCCUUGCUCCAGCCAAGAUCACUGGCAAGCGUAAGCGUGCGGCCCCCGGCCAACCCAAGGUCCAGCCGUCCAGGGCGAACACUGCAGCCAAGCCUCCCCGGGCCACUUCCAAGACGAACCCCGCAGCCAAGCCUGUGCGCGCUACCUCGACCGAGAGGCCCAAGGGACGUCUCCCCAAGACCAGCACAAGCAAGAGGGCACCUGCUCCAAGCCCAACGAAUAUCGCGCCUGCUCCAGCCCCUACUCAAGCGCCCGCUCCAGCGCCUGUUGAGAUUCUCCCCGAAUCCAGUGCAAGCACGAGCCCCGUUGCCGCGUCUACUCCCCAGGACCGCCCCAUGACGGCUGUCUCCUUCAGCGACCUCCUUGUGGAUGGAGCGGAUGAGCUCGUUCAGCCCAGUCUCCUCAGUGACGACUCUAGCCUUUCUCCAGCCGAAUCCAGUGCUUCGACCCCGUGGCCCAACGGACCUCCCUCCCAGCCCGAUGCAGGCAAGAAUGCACCUGCUCCGACGCCUGUCCAGGUUCUCCCGGAGUCCACUGCAAGCACGAGCCCAACUGCCACGUCCAUCCCCCAGGACCGCCCCAUGACGGCUGUCUCCUUCAGCGACCUCAUUGUUGAUGGAGGGGAUGAGCUCGUCCAGUCCAGUGUCCUCAGUGACUCCAGUGACUCUAGCCUUUCGCCGGCCGAGUCCAGUCCCUCCAUGUGA
Molecule: messenger RNA, 2244 nt
Organism: Apiotrichum porosum
Lineage: Eukaryota; Fungi; Basidiomycota; Tremellomycetes; Trichosporonales; Trichosporonaceae
Exons: 1
Coding region: 1-2244 (747 amino acids)
Source: RefSeq, a predicted model, not a curated record